ACAUUGCGUAUACGCCGUGUAACAGCGACGACUUCCACCCCUUUAAAAGAGAAACUCGUUUCGCUCUCUUAGAUUCCACAAACCGGCUUGCACAGCCACCCUUCUCUGGCAAAAGUCACCACCCACCACCCACCUGAAAUCAACAUUACGUAUACGCCGUGUAACUGGACUUUCCACCACCCGCCCCUCGCUUGGGCAACUCUCUCUUAAGUUCCACAAGCCGGCUUGCGCUCUCUUUCUCUGUGCAAUUUUUCGGCAAUCCUCUCUGGGAACUUCAGUGCCACCACCCAUCUACUAGCAACCCACCACCCACCGGGCGGUCGCCCUUGCGCUACUUUUGCUCCGUCUCUUCUUCUUCAUCGCUUAGCGUAACGUAAAAACGCCGAAGUCUCUGUCUCUGGCAGUUGCUACUGCCUCUGACUCGGCCCGUAUCUCGUUGACCUCAUUUUGUGUGCGAAACUCAAAGCGGCAGGUUGUGCGUCCCGGCAAAAAAAAAAGCCAUCCCGAAAAAACUGAAUCAAAAAAUUCGUCAAAAAAAAGAAAAUGUGCAAUAAAGUUAUUAAUUUUUAAAAAUUGUGUUUUAAUUUAUAUUUUAAUACAAAAAAAUAAAAAAAAAAAAUGUUUCAAAAAAUAGUUAUGAGUUUUUCUGAUUUAUGGCUGACUUUUCUUGAUUCUAAAAAAAAAGACAAACCCCAAAAUUCAAAUAGAAAUUUUCCAUUUUAAUAAACAUAUAUGAAAAUUAAAUAUUUGUGUUGUUUAUGAUUUUUUUGUACCCACCUAAGUGAUAAGUUGUGCGACAAACCCUGCUCUAAAGAAAAUAACAAAAAGAGACCUAGAGCCACCCCUAACAACAACAUCAACCCCCCUGGAAAAAGUCGAAGCCAAAAAAAUUCUUUGAAGCGGCAAACUUUGUGCGGCGUUGUUGUUGUCUGUGGUCGGGUGGCAUUUAAGAUUUAUUGUUGUUUUGUCUGCAGAUAAUAUUUGACCUCGUUUACAUGCAACAUCGUCCGAUAACAUAACAAAAAAAGUUGAUAUACCUAUUUUAUUGGCAAGAGUGCUCAGUGUUUUGGGAGUUCAUAAAUCUCCAUCGGAUGUAAGGGCAGUGCUUAGAAAGACAAAAACCUCAAGUACUUGUGUGCAAUGUGUGUGCCAUAAAAUAAUCCUCAAUUAAACAACGCUAUCCAAGAGACACUGAGAUAAACCUUGAUCCUCAAAACGAAGAAAGCAACAGCCUCGAGAUGGCCGAACUAAUCAGUCAGCCCACUAAAAUUAACAACAAUAAUUUUGGUGCCGGCGUCACAAUGCGCGAGAAAAAGGGAGGAGCCCUGCAGAAGCUCAAGAAGAGGCUAUCGCACAGCUUUGGCAGAUUAACAAUCUCGCGGGAAGAUGGCGAUGACUCGACGCACCACCACCAUCACCACCACCACCAUCGCGGCGGACACGGUGGCCAUCACAAUCACGGUAACAAAGUUCCAUACAACGGCUACAAUUCGGAGGAAUACUUGGACCGGCUCGAACCCAAUGGCAAUAUACCCGCUGACAAAACAAAUUGCAGAUACGGAGACUGGCGCAGCACGGACAGCACCGACCACCAUGAUCGUGUCCAGAGACAACUGUCCGUGUCCUCCGACAGCAAGCUGCUGGACGACGACAUCCGGGAGGAGAUGAAGUACCACUCGCACGUGGUCAUGCGUCCCAAGAAGCCGCCCAGACCCAAGUCCGAGGUAUUUCUCAACAAGCAGGAUCCGCAUCCGCGACGCAAACGAUUCAGUGCAUUUGGUGGCGACUCCCCAUUCGGCAAGCAGGAGGCCUACGUCAAACUCGAACCGCUGGGCGAAGGGUCCUAUGCGACGGUCUACAAAGGAUUUAGCAAAUUAACCUACCAGCGGGUGGCGCUCAAGGAGAUCCGGCUGCAGGAGGAGGAAGGGGCUCCCUUUACCGCCAUUCGCGAGGCCUCGCUGCUGAAAGAACUGAAACACAGCAACAUCGUCACGCUCCACGACAUCGUACACACGCGCGAGACGCUGACCUUUGUCUUUGAAUAUGUGAAUACGGAUCUGUCGCAAUACAUGGAGAAGCAUCCUGGCGGCCUGGACCAUCGCAAUGUGCGCCUGUUCCUGUUCCAGCUGCUCCGCGGACUUUCCUACUGCCACAAGCGGCGCGUCCUUCACCGCGACGUCAAGCCGCAGAACCUGCUCAUCAGCGACUGCGGCGAGCUGAAGCUGGCCGACUUCGGCCUGGCCCGGGCCAAGAGCGUCCCCAGCCACACCUACUCGCACGAGGUGGUCACGUUAUGGUACCGUCCUCCAGAUGUCCUGUUGGGCAGCACCGAUUACUCAACCUCGCUGGACAUGUGGGGCGUGGGCUGCAUCUUCGUGGAGAUGGUGACCGGAAUGCCGACGUUUCCGGGAAUACGUGAUACCUACGACCAGCUGGACAAGAUAUUCAAACUACUCGGCACACCCACCGAGGACACGUGGCCCGGCGUUACCCACUUUCCCGGCUACAAGCCGCACAAGCUGGGUUUCUAUCGACCGCGGAAACUGGGUCACAACUUCCCACGACUGUACGACAUCAUCGAGGGCGAGACGAUAGCGAACGCCUUCCUGCAACUGAAUCCGGAGCAGCGUUUGGGCGCCGAUGAUGCACUGCAGCAUCCGUACUUUGCCCAGUUGCCAAAGAAACUCUACGAGUUGCCAGACGAAACCUCAAUAUUUACCGUGGAAGGCGUGCAGCUGUAUACGGAGCCAAAUCGACAGAAUAAAUGAAAAUUAAAGCAAGUCCUCUCCGUGGAUGGCGUACGUUUCUACUGUUAGGAUAUCCCAGUCCUCAACCACACACACACCCCCCGACAUCGCCGCCUCCUGGACAAUCGAUCAAUCGAAGCCUAUCAAUCACAUCAUCCAGAUAACCAGCAAUCCAGCAAUCUUUUAAUCGGCAGCCAUAUAUUAUUGAGAAGAAGCAAGAAGACUUCAGCUUCAACUUCAGCAAAGUAGUUGGGGCAGCACGAAGAAGUUUUGUACUAUAAUUCUAUGAUACUUUUCCUAGUAGUUACUAGUUCGAUUUGGAGCGAGCUGAAUGAGUGACAGACAGCGGCAUUUUGUUUCAAAUAGUCAACUGUCUUAAAGUUUAGUUUAGAUUUCUCGCAUUCACGCCAUUCAACCAUUGUGUCCUCCUCCCAUCCGUGCAGUUCGCACCGAAAAGGAUACUCAGUUUAGUCAAAAGCGCAUGUUUUCUGUAAUUCAUUUUUUAAGGCAAGCAAAACACACAAAAACAAAAAGAAAACAAAAACAUAAAUAUUUACAUUUUAGCUAUAUGUAGCUUUUAGUGAAUGGAAGUGCUUCUGUGGAUUGCGCAAUAUAUAUUCGUAUGCAAUGAGAGUGAGAGCGAUAUAGUGAGAAGUUGUAUCAUCAUCAUGUUUGCGUUAUAUAAUACGCCCGUGUGUAUUUCGUUUCCAUUAUUUUCCUUUAGCUUUAGUUUUACCAUCGAGGAGAUUUAUUUUUACCGCCUAUGUUGUGCUGUGUAUUUACAUUUUAACUGCAAAUCAAAUCAAAAAGAAUCAUUAGUGAGUAUUUGAAUAAUGGAGUGCAAUUAUAUCACCUAUUCGACUUGAUUGACAAAAAAAAUAACAAAAAACCAAUCGAUUUAAUAAACAGGCAGGCACUCAAAAAAAGCAAACAUUUGCUUUCAAGCCAUUAAUUUAACAAAUUUGGUAGCACAGCCAACGUUUAAAGAAGCAAAAUUAUUUAGCUUUAAUUUCCGCUCACGGCUCUUUAGUCUUUGAUAUCUGAAUGUAUCAUUUUGUCAAUGCUUCCCUUGUCAUUAUCAAAUAAAAAUUCGCUGCGCUGUUAAGUGAUAAUUUUAUAACUAUUACAUGAAUUUAUGUAAAAAGCGAGUAAAAUAACCUAAAAAGAAUGAUAUGUAAAGCAAAUAAAUUUAAAUCAUUUAUACCAUUUAA
Molecule: messenger RNA, 3958 nt
Organism: Drosophila ananassae
Lineage: Eukaryota; Metazoa; Arthropoda; Insecta; Diptera; Drosophilidae
Gene: Eip63E
Product: cyclin-dependent kinase 14
Exons: 10
Coding region: 1239-2768 (509 amino acids)
Biological process (GO): protein phosphorylation
Cellular component (GO): nucleus; cytosol; cytoplasm
Molecular function (GO): ATP binding; cyclin binding; heme binding
Source: RefSeq, a predicted model, not a curated record